This is a messenger RNA of Lolium rigidum, 1950 nucleotides long. Its product is annotated as rust resistance kinase Lr10-like. NCBI's taxonomy places the organism in Eukaryota, Viridiplantae, Streptophyta, Magnoliopsida, Poales, Poaceae. The transcript is spliced from 3 exons. Gene Ontology annotation, molecular function: protein kinase activity; ATP binding. Bases 1 to 1950 code for a protein of 649 amino acids. Gene Ontology annotation, biological process: protein phosphorylation. The record is from RefSeq and is a predicted model, not a curated record.
AUGAGCACAUUCCUUGUCACAGCCCUGGUGGUCUGGCUCGUCAGCCACGGAACUUACAUGGCCACAGCUUCUGCAGCUUGGGAUGACCAAGACUUCUUUAGAAACUGUCCUCCAUACCGGUGCAGCAAAGAUGGACCCGAGAUUCGGUUCCCACUCCGGCUUGAACCGCUUGAUUCCAGCAACACAUCAUCAUCAUCAUCCUGCGGCACAACAUGCGUGAAGCUAGCGUGCUCUGGCCAAGAUACCAUCAUGCUUCACCCAUUUCUUGGCCCAUGCAAUGUCACCGCCAUAAAUUACACUAGUGCCGCCCUCAGCAUCACUCCGCUUACCUCCGCAUGCACUGUGAUUCAGAAAUUCAUCUCUGCAAGUUCACCACCGGCCGAUGCUGACCAUCCCUGUACUCCGCACUACAGCAGAACUGGAACGCUUGUAGGCUGCUCAAGGGAGUUCACGCCAAGCGGGAUUACUCAAUUUCCCGUCUAUGACGACGAAGACACUUACUAUGCUUCUGUCUCAGCUGCAGACAAUAUUGCUGGCCCACUCUCCUGCCUUAGCAACACAACUCACUUCUCGUAUUUGGUGGACGAUUAUGCAUACAUGUACGAUCUUCCACUGGAUUGCAAGGUCGUCUCGGAUGCUGCAUUUCCGAUGUUCAGCACAGGAUAUUAUGGAUCAACAUCAAAGCAAGUUGGGGAAGAAGAAACCCACCGCUUUUAUCACAUAGAAGCCAGCUGGAGUGAACCAGAGCAAUCAUCUGUUCCCUAUCAAUGCCAAAAGUGCGAACAAAAUGGGCAAUACUGUGCAUUCAGCUCACAAAGGAACAUCACAUUCUGCUUGUCUCAACCUCAUAAAGGUUCACGUGUCAAAUUCAUUGCAGCCACAUCGUCGGCAGCUUCAUUUGUUGUUCUUGUUUUGGUGGUGGCCACUGCUCUUUAUCUUUCACUAAAGACAAGAUACAGCGAAGAGAUACAUCUGAAGGUCGAAAUGUUUCUCAAGACGCAUGGAACAUCAAACCCCACAAGGUACACUUUCUCCGAAGUUAAGAAGAUAACGAGACGGUUCAAGCAUAAAUUAGGACAUGGUGGAUUCGGAAGUGUGUACAAAGGUGAGCUACCAAAUGGAGUUCCCGUGGCAAUCAAGAUGCUAGAAAACUCUAAUGGAGAGGGGCAGGAAUUCAUCAAUGAAGUUGUUACUAUCGGGAGAAUCCACCAUGCAAACAUUGUCCGCCUCCUUGGCUUUUGCUCUGAGGGGACAAGAAGGGCUCUCAUUUAUGAAUUCAUGCCUAAAGAUUCAUUGGAGAAAUAUUUAUUCUCGGGUAAUUCUAGUAUUUCUCGAGAGCACCUAGAACUACACAAAAUGCUGGAUAUUGCUUUAGGAAUUGCAAGAGGAAUGGAAUACCUACAUCAAGGAUGCAAUCAACGCAUCCUCCACUUUGACAUUAACCCUCACAAUAUCUUGUUGGACUACAACUUCAGUCCAAAGAUCUCAGACUUUGGCCUAUCAAAGUUGUGUGCAAGGGACCAAAGCAUCAUUACCUUGACCACGGCAAGAGGCACUAUGGGAUACAUUGCACCAGAGAUAUACUCUAGGAACUUUGGAGGGAUAUCCUACAAGUCAGACGUUUACAGUUUUGGCAUGCUGGUGUUAGAAAUGGUGAGCGGAAGGAGGAACUCAGACCCAAGUAUUGAAAGCCAGAAUCAGGUAUACCUCCCGGAGUGGAUCUAUGAGAAAAUAAUCAUUGGGGAUGAAAUGGUGGUUACAUUGGAAAUGACACGAGAAGAAAAAGAAAAGAUGAGACAGCUGGCUAUUGUGGCACUAUGGUGUAUACAGUGGAACCCAAGAAACCGGCCAUCAAUGACAAAGGUUGUAAACAUGUUAACGGGGAGGUUGCAUAAUCUGCAGAUGCCCCCUAAGCCCUUUGUCCCAUCUGAAAAUCACCACAUGCCAUAA